This is a messenger RNA of Linum tenue, 527 nucleotides long. The record is from the annotation of a GenBank genome assembly. NCBI's taxonomy places the organism in Eukaryota, Viridiplantae, Streptophyta, Magnoliopsida, Malpighiales, Linaceae.
CUGGCUAUGUUGGACUUAAGAACCAAGGAGCCACAUGCUACAUGAAUUCUCUUCUUCAGACACUCUACCAUAUUCCUUACUUCAGAAAGGCUGUGUAUCACAUGCCCACGACUGAGAAUGACAUGCCAUCAGGAAGCAUCCCUCUCGCUCUGCAGAGUUUGUUUUAUAAACUUCAGUACAGUGACACAAGUGUAGCAACAAAAGAGCUGACGAAAUCUUUCGGGUGGGACACUUACGAUUCUUUCAUGCAGCAUGAUGUGCAAGAACUUAAUAGGGUCCUUAGUGAAAAGCUUGAAGAUAAAAUGAAGGGAACUGUUGUAGAGGGAACAAUACAACAGUUGUUUGAAGGGCACCAUAUGAAUUAUAUAGAGUGCAUCAAUGUGGAUUACAAGUCCACUAGGAAGGAAUCAUUUUAUGAUCUUCAGCUUGAUGUCAAAGGUUGUCGAGAUGUAUAUGCAUCUUUUGACAAGUACGUUGAAGUGGAGAGUCUUGAAGGUGAUAAUAAAUAUCAUGCCGAACAACAUGGG